CUAAUUACUAUAAAACGGUGUUCUUUUUUUUUACCGCUAAAUUUAAGUUCGGCCGAAUAUAAUCUGAUGAAAUUCAAUAUCAGGAUAUCGAUUUGGCUUACGCUCUAGUAAACCAAUUCGGGGCCGAUAACGAUGAUGGCCUAUAGCAAUUCAAAUUGGAUCGUUGGAUUUUUAACUACAGCGUUUACAUUAUCAACCAUGCCUAACGGCUCACUUCAAGGCCCGCAUGAAAAAAGGUUGCUUAAUAACCUCUUAAACACAUACAACACAUUAGAGAGGCCUGUGGCGAAUGAAUCCGAACCGAUGGAAGUACGCUUUGGUUUAACUCUUCAACAAAUUAUUGACGUGGACGAAAAGAAUCAGAUACUAACUACAAACGCGUGGUUAAAUUUGGAUGAGAAGAAUCAGCUUCUAAUUACAAAUAUUUGGCUUUCUUUGGAGUGGAACGACUACAAUCUGCGAUGGAAUGAUUCAGAAUAUGGUGGCGUUAAAGAUUUAAGAAUAACUCCAAAUAAAUUAUGGAAACCAGAUGUGCUAAUGUAUAACAGUGCGGAUGAAGGAUUUGAUGGUACUUAUCAUACAAAUGUAGUUGUCAAAAGUAACGGAAGUUGUCUAUAUGUUCCGCCCGGUAUAUUUAAAAGCACUUGUAAAAUAGAUAUCACAUGGUUUCCUUUUGACGAUCAACACUGUGAUAUGAAAUUUGGAAGUUGGACAUAUGAUGGCAAUCAGUUGGAUUUGGUAUUAAAUUCAGAAGAGGGUGGUGAUCUCUCCGAUUUUAUAACGAAUGGAGAAUGGUUUUUAAUAGGUAUGCCUGGUAAAAAGAACACAAUUGUAUAUCAAUGUUGUCCAGAGCCGUACGUGGACGUAACUUUCACAAUACAAAUUCGCAGGCGUACCUUAUAUUACUUUUUCAAUUUAAUCGUUCCAUGUGUACUCAUAUCUUCAAUGGCGCUAUUGGGUUUUACGUUGCCACCAGACUCUGGAGAAAAAUUAACAUUAGGAGUGACAAUACUACUAUCGUUGACGGUCUUCCUGAAUCUAGUUGCUGAAACUUUACCCCAAGUUUCAGACGCCAUUCCUCUGUUAGGUACAUAUUUCAACUGUAUAAUGUUUAUGGUUGCAUCAUCAGUCGUUUUAACUGUCGUUGUCUUGAAUUAUCAUCAUCGAACAGCUGAUAUUCAUGAAAUGCCACAAUGGAUUAAAGUAGUAUUUCUAUUAUGGUUACCAUAUAUAUUAUGUAUGCGCCGUCCUGGUAAAAGGAUAACAUGGCGCAUGUUAUGUAUGAGCAACAAGAAGAAGAAGGAAAUGGAACUCCAAGAACGCUCAUCAAAAUCAUUAUUAGCAAAUGUAUUAGACAUUGAUGAUGAUUUCCGAAAUGUGGGCAACAAUUCAGGUGGUGGGGUUAGCGGUGGUGGGGGUUAUAUACGACCAACAACAAUUGAAGAGACAGGUCUAAUACAAAAUAAUGGAAAUAAUAGGGAAUUGCAAAUAAUAUUACAAGAAUUACGAUAUAUCACAUGUCGUAUGAAGAAAGCUGAUGAAGAGGCUGAAGUAAUUAGCGAUUGGAAAUUUGCGGCAAUGGUUGUAGAUCGUUUUUGUUUAUUAAUAUUUACAGCAUUUACAAUCAUUGCAACCGUGUGUGUACUAUUUUCUGCACCGCAUAUCAUAGUUCAAUAG
Chrysoperla carnea is the source of this 1677-nucleotide messenger RNA. It is a transcript of the gene nAChRalpha6, whose product is annotated as neuronal acetylcholine receptor subunit alpha-7. The record is from RefSeq and is a predicted model, not a curated record. Bases 133 to 1677 code for a protein of 514 amino acids. Gene Ontology annotation, cellular component: postsynaptic membrane; neuron projection; synapse. Lineage: Eukaryota; Metazoa; Arthropoda; Insecta; Neuroptera; Chrysopidae. Gene Ontology annotation, molecular function: acetylcholine-gated monoatomic cation-selective channel activity; transmembrane signaling receptor activity. The transcript is spliced from 11 exons. Gene Ontology annotation, biological process: chemical synaptic transmission; signal transduction; nervous system process.